UGCGUGUUGCUUUCAUCAUCCCAGCAACAUCUGCUACUACAUUCUAGUAAUUUCUUCUUUCUUCUUCUAAAGAGCAGAUAAAAGACAACAAUUUUUAGUCGUUUUUCCAGUUGCAGCCGUUUGGUUAACACUUGCCAUUUCUUUCAAUUUAUUAGAGGUACUGCAUUUGUGCAAAUGCCACGGAGCUUGGCGAUUAUAAUCGUUUGAUAUCCGCGCGUUAACUUUUGUUUCGUUCCUUAAUUUAUAGUAUAUUGUGGGUCUUAUUUUCAUCUAUCUAGUUAUUCGAUUGGUAUCAGAAAGAAAGAAAGAAAGAGAAGAACGAGAAGAGAGAAAGAGAAUGGGGAGCUCAGGAGGAGGGAUAGAGUGGAAGCUGGCGGAUCACCCGAAGCUUCCAAAGGAUAAGACGGUGGCUGUGGUGGUGUUGGAUGGCUGGGGGGAAGCCUCUCCCAAUCAGUACAACUGCAUCCAUGCUGCUGACACUCCCACCAUGGAUUCCCUCAAAAAGGGUGUCCCAGAAAGAUGGAGGUUGGUUAGGGCUCAUGGUACUGCAGUCGGGCUUCCCACUGAUGAUGAUAUGGGCAAUAGUGAAGUUGGUCAUAAUGCUCUUGGCGCUGGACGAAUAUACGCUCAAGGGGCAAAGCUCGUUGAUAAUGCUCUUGCUUCUGGAAAAAUUUAUGAAGGGGAAGGUUUCAAGUACAUAAACGAAUGUUUUGAAGCUGGUACCUUUCACCUCAUUGGAUUAUUAAGCGAUGGGGGUGUCCACUCCCGACUUGAUCAGUUGCAGUUGUUGCUUAAAGGUGCUUGUGAGCAUGGCGCUAAGAGAAUCCGAGUUCAUAUACUUACUGAUGGCCGGGAUGUCUUGGAUGGUACAAGUUUGGGCUUUGUACAAACCCUUGAGAAUGAUCUUGUAAAAUUACGUGAGAAAGGAGUCGAUGCCCAGAUUGCAUCUGGUGGAGGUCGCAUGUACGUAACCAUGGAUCGCUAUGAGAAUGAUUGGAAUGUUGUGAAACGUGGAUGGGAGGCCCAUGUUCUUGGUGAAGCCCCGUACAAGUUUAGGAGUGCUGUUGAGGCUGUUAAGAAACUGAGGGAGGAAACCAAUGCUAACGACCAGUACUUACCUCCUUUCGUAAUUGUGCAUGAGAAUGGGAAGCCUGUGGGCCCAAUUGUGGAUGGUGAUGCUGUCGUGACAUUCAACUUUCGCGCAGAUCGCAUGGUUAUGCUUGCUAAAGCACUUGAAUAUGAAGACUUCGACAAAUUUGAUCGAGUUCGGUUCCCUAAAAUCCAUUAUGCUGGAAUGCUUCAGUAUGAUGGCGAAUUGAAGCUUCCUAGCCACUACCUUGUUUCUCCUCCGGAGAUAGAACGAACUUCUGGAGAAUACUUAGUUCACAAUGGUGUCCGAAUUUUUGCUUGUAGUGAGACAGUAAAAUUUGGUCAUGUAACUUUCUUCUGGAACGGAAAUCGGUCUGGGUAUUUUAACCAAGAAAUGGAAGAAUAUGUGGAAAUUCCUAGUGACUCUGGAAUCACAUUUAAUGUCCAACCAAAGAUGAAGGCAUUGGAGAUUGCUGAGAAAGCCAGGGAUGCUAUACUUGGCCGCAAAUUCCACCAGGUACGUGUUAACAUGCCAAAUGGUGACAUGGUGGGCCAUACAGGUGACAUUGAGGCAACAAUCGUAGCUUGCAAGGCUGCUGAUGAUGCUGUGAAGGUGAUCCUUGAUGCAAUAGAGCAGGUGGGUGGAAUAUACAUUGUCACUGCUGAUCAUGGCAAUGCUGAGGACAUGGUGAAGAGGAACAAAAGGGGGGAACCUCUUCUUGACAAGAACGGGAAUAUUCAAAUACUUGCGUCUCAUACUCUCCACCCGGUGCCUGUAGCAAUAGGAGGUCCUGGGUUGCUGCCUGGGGUGAGAUUCUGCAAGGAUGUUCCAGAUGGUGGGCUUGCAAAUGUGGCUGCAACAGUAAUGAAUCUCCAUGGAUUCGAGGCUCCUAGUGACUAUGAACCAACUCUCAUUGAGGUUGCAGAUAACUAGAUCAGAUUAUUUUUUUGUUUUUUGACUUGGUAUCAAUGCCAUGGAAGAAUGUUCAUGUCGUACUACAGUUCAAGCAUAGUUGGUACAGAAUUUUUGAAUUUACUAAAGAAUUCUCUUUGUACUAGAACUAUGGCUACUUGUUAAAUGGCUUAAAUAAGAUGGAUGUUAUGAGUGUA
Rhododendron vialii is the source of this 2199-nucleotide messenger RNA. Its product is annotated as 2,3-bisphosphoglycerate-independent phosphoglycerate mutase. The record is from RefSeq and is a predicted model, not a curated record. Bases 338 to 2023 code for a protein of 561 amino acids. Gene Ontology annotation, cellular component: cytoplasm. Lineage: Eukaryota; Viridiplantae; Streptophyta; Magnoliopsida; Ericales; Ericaceae. The transcript has 9 exons. Gene Ontology annotation, molecular function: manganese ion binding. Gene Ontology annotation, biological process: glucose catabolic process.